This is a messenger RNA of Darwinula stevensoni, 372 nucleotides long. The record is from the annotation of a GenBank genome assembly. Lineage: Eukaryota; Metazoa; Arthropoda; Ostracoda; Podocopida; Darwinulidae.
AGAUCCAUUUAUUCAUCCUUGAAGUCAAUUGACAAGGAAAAGGAAGAUGAUCUCCCUGCAGAAUACUUAGCUAGCUCCCUGUCAAAGCAGCCCCAAUUGCCUGCAACCAAGACUGAAGAAGAGCUAAGGGAGGAAGAGGAACUGCAGCUUGCACUAGCACUUUCCCAGUCUGAAGCUGAAUCCAAGGAUCAUAAGCAAAAGCAGAUGAAGGGUGUGUAUAAUUCCAGACCUGCUGCCUACUCGCCUUCCUUUCAAGAAAAUAAUGCACCCGAGAAAGUUGAUGGCCCAGAGAGUGACCCAGAGCUGGCUCGCUAUCUCAAUCGCUCCUACUGGGAGAAGAAGAACUUGGAGCAUGAGAAAGACAAGGGCAGU